UCAGCCUGAAGGUCGUCUCCACGGAACGAGCGAGUGGACUCCGCUCGCCUGCGUGCCAGGGAGCGGAUCCUCUUUUUUGACGAGGUGUUGCUCUACGAGGAUGAGCUGCACGACCACGGCACCGCCGUGCUCAGCGUCAAGUGAGGGUGAUGCCUUCCUUCCUCUUCCUGCUGCUCCGCUACUUCCUGCGUGUGGACGGAGUUCUCUUGCGGAGCAACGAGACGCGGCUCUACCACCAGACUGGCACAGACUAUUUACUUCGUGAAUACUCCAGCAGAGAGACUUGGGUCUCGGAACUACAGCACGUGCCACCCGCCGUGUUCUCAGACCCAGCGGAGAUCAGUCAGCUGCUGGCGCUGAAGGAUCACAAGCUCGAGCGCUAGGAGUUUCCCAAGAUGCAACAGCAGCCGGAUGAGGUUGUUGUGGGUGGUGGUGGCGGUGGUGGCGGUGGUGGUGGUG
Molecule: messenger RNA, 459 nt
Organism: Petromyzon marinus (sea lamprey)
Lineage: Eukaryota; Metazoa; Chordata; Hyperoartia; Petromyzontiformes; Petromyzontidae
Source: RefSeq, a predicted model, not a curated record